UAGGACUGGGACAGAAGGGAGCUGGGUUAUAUGCACUCUGAGUACCGCAGGAUUGGGACAGAAGGGAGUUGGGAUAUAUGCACUGUGAGUACCUUAGGACUGGGACAGAAGGGAGCUGGGUUAUAUGCACUGUGAGUACCGCAGGACUGGGACAGAAGGGAGCUGAGUUAUAUGCACUGUGAGUACCUUAGGACUGGGACAGAAGGGAGCUGGGUUAUAUGCACAGUGAGUACCGCAGGAUUGGGACAGAAGGGAGCUGGGUUAUAUGCACUGUGAGUACCGCAGGACUGGGACAGAAGGGGACUGGGUUAUAUGCGCUGUAAGUACCUUAGGACUGGGACAGAAGGGAGCUGGGUUUUAUGCACUGUGAGUACCUUAGGACUGGGACAGAAUGGAGCUGGGUUAUAUGCACUGUGAGUACCGCAGGACUGGGACAGAAGGGAGCUGGGUUAUAUGCACUGUGAGUACCUUAGGACUGGGACAGAAGGGAGCUGGGUUAUAUGCACUGUGAGUACCGCAGGACUGGGACAGAAGGGAGCUGGGUUAUAUGCACUGUGAGUACCUUAGGACUGGGACAGAAGGGAGCUGGGUUAUAUGCACUGUGAGUACCUUAGGACUGGGACAGAAGGGAGCUGGGUUAUAUGCACUCUGAGUACCGCAGGAUUGGGACAGAAGGGAGUUGGGAUAUAUGCACUGUGAGUACCUUAGGACUGGGACAGAAGGGAGCUGGGUUAUAUGCACUGUGAGUACCGCAGGACUGGGACAGAAGGGAGCUGAGUUAUAUGCACUGUGAGUACCUUAGGACUGGGACAGAAGGGAGCUGGGUUAUAUGCACAGUGAGUACCGCAGGAUUGGGACAGAAGGGAGCUGGGUUAUAUGCACUGUGAGUACCGCAGGACUGGGACAGAAGGGGACUGGGUUAUAUGCGCUGUAAGUACCUUAGGACUGGGACAGAAGGGAGCUGGGUUUUAUGCACUGUGAGUACCUUAGGACUGGGACAGAAUGGAGCUGGGUUAUAUGCACUGUGAGUACCGCAGGACUGGGACAGAAGGGAGCUGGGUUAUAUGCACUGUGAGUACCUUAGGACUGGGACAGAAGGGAGCUGGGUUAUAUGCACUAUUCCCAAGGGCCGAUGAGCAUGCCCCACUCCCAUGGCCCUCCAAUGGGUGGCAUGGUGGGGCACCCCUCCGUCAUCAGCACCUCCAGGACCCUUCCAUCACCAAUGAGCACCCUGGGCGCGCCCAUGAACGGCCUAGCGUCGCCCUACUCCGUCAUCACGUCCUCCCUGGGCGCACCCUCCACGCCAGGGAUCAACUUCGGAUCGCUCCACAGUCCACAGAUGAGAGAGAUGAACAGUGUCAGUAGUUCGGAGGACAUCAAGCCUCCCCCGGGUCUCCUGAAUCUAGGGGACAUCAACUACAACUGCACCAGUCCUGGAGGAAUGUCCAAACACGUAUGUGCCAUCUGUGGAGACCGAUCAUCAGGGAAGCACUAUGGCGUGUACAGCUGUGAAGGCUGCAAAGGCUUCUUCAAGAGAACCAUCCGGAAAGAUCUCACCUAUACGUGUCGAGACAGCAAGGAGUGCCUGAUAGACAAACGACAGCGCAACCGCUGUCAAUACUGUCGCUACCAGAAGUGCCUAGCCAUGGGCAUGAAGAGAGAAGGUGUGUCGGUGCAGGAGGAGAGACAGCGGGGGAGGGAGCGAGGGGAGAACGAGGUGGAGUCCACCAGUAGUUUUAAUGAGGAGAUGCCCGUCGAUAAGAUUCUGGAAGCAGAGCUUGCCGUGGAACCCAAGACAGAGACAUCAGCAGACGAAGGCCCUGGCAACUCGACAAACGACCCAGUCACCAACAUCUGCCAGGCAGCAGACAAACAGCUGUUCACCCUGGUGGAGUGGGCCAAGAGGAUUCCUCACUUCUCAGAGCUGCCCUUAGACGACCAGGUUAUUCUACUACGAGCAGGCUGGAACGAGCUCCUCAUCGCGUCCUUCUCACACCGCUCUGUCACGGUGAAAGACGGAAUCCUAUUGGCCACGGGUCUCCACGUCCAGAGAAGUAGUGCUCAUAGUGCCGGAGUGGGCUCCAUCUUUGACAGAGUCCUGACAGAGUUGGUGUCUAAGAUGAAAGACAUGCAGAUGGACAAGACAGAGCUGGGCUGCCUACGAGCCAUCGUCCUCUUCAACCCAGAUGCAAAAGGCCUGUCAAAUUCACCGGAGGUGGAAGGGCUGAGGGAGAAGGUCUACGCCUCGCUGGAGUCCUACACCAAAGCCAAGUACCCAGACCAACCCGGCAGGUUUGCAAAACUGUUGCUGCGUCUCCCCGCCCUGCGCUCCAUAGGCCUCAAGUGUUUGGAGCACCUGUUUUUCUUCAAGCUGAUAGGAGACACGCCCAUAGACACCUUUCUCAUGGAGAUGCUCGAAGCGCCACACCAAAUCACAUGACACGAGUCCCACUUCCCUCUGUAUAUACUCCCACAAUGUAAUUGAUAUGAAGAUGAAACUCGAUUCGAGUUGUAAAACAGACGUAUUUUGUACAAAGAACAAAUGAUUAUUAAUGUCAACAAUGUGUGUUUUUUGGGGGGGUACGAGGAACGUCCGGUUUAAGAGAGUGGAAUGGGGUGUAAAAAAAAUACUCUGUUAAAAACACAAUUCUAAUAAAAUUUUGUAAAUAGAUAAUUUCAGGUAUCCAUUUUAAAAGCAACCCAAAGCAAUAUUGAAAAUAAUAUUUUAUUAAAAGAUGAAUUGUAUAACACUGAAAACCGUCCCUAAGUUUCUAAAAAAAAUUAAUUUUAGAAUUCUUCCAGAAUAAAAUAAUAUACAAUUUGGA
Oncorhynchus mykiss (rainbow trout) is the source of this 2825-nucleotide messenger RNA. RefSeq names its product retinoid X receptor, gamma b (gene rxrgb). Gene Ontology annotation, biological process: regulation of DNA-templated transcription. Gene Ontology annotation, molecular function: zinc ion binding; sequence-specific DNA binding; nuclear steroid receptor activity. NCBI's taxonomy places the organism in Eukaryota, Metazoa, Chordata, Actinopteri, Salmoniformes, Salmonidae. Gene Ontology annotation, cellular component: nucleus. The record is from RefSeq and is a predicted model, not a curated record.